CGAAGAAAUCGAAGACGCUGCAAUGUGCGUACGUUAGUGUCAAUAACCUCCUCAGUCCUCACAAGACACGCGAUACAUCAUCUGUAAUGAAAAAUAUUUUAAAACGAGGAGAGAAAAAGAAAAAAAAAAAAAGGUCCUUUGGCACGAUUGAGUAUUGAAUUGAAAACUGUGCCCAGCCCCACACGACCGAUCCCAUCCUUUGGUUGUUUACAGUACAAACGAAGAUACUAUAUUAUUUCGUUUUUUUUGUCACCCUAACAAUUCUGUCUCUCUUUCAUUUCUCUGAAAAAAUUUUCUUAAGACAAAUUUUCCUGAGAAAAUAUCUAUGGAAUCCCCAGCUCGGCGUCGUCUUCAAACUAUUCAGGGCCAUCUUCUCUCUUAUACCAUCAACGAUCACUCACUUAUCCAAUCUAACCUCACCGCCUCGCAAUUCUUUCAAAAUCAAAGCUACAGUGUAGUUCUACCUGAGAAGUUGCAAACAGGGAAGUGGAAUGUCUAUAGGUCUGCGCGGUCUCCUUUGAGGCUUGUGAGCAGGUUCCCUGAUCAUCCUGAGAUAGGGACAUUGCACGAUAACUUUGCGCAUGCUGUUGAAACUUAUCAAGAUUACAAGUAUUUGGGCACACGAGUUAGGCAGGACGGAACAAUUGGAGAGUACACAUGGAUGACAUAUGGAGAAGCGGGCACUGCUAGAGAGGCAAUAGGUUCUGGCCUUUGUUAUCAUGGGAUGCAAAAAGGAGCUUGCGUUGGAAUCUAUUUCAUAAAUAGACCAGAGUGGAUGAUAGUGGAUCAUGCUUGUGCGGCAUAUUCGUUCAUAUCGGUUCCCUUGUACGACACUCUUGGCCCUGAUGCUGUUAAGUAUGUUGUCAAUCACGCUGAUGUGCAGGCAAUCUUUUGUGUCCCGGAGACUUUGAACACUUUGCUGAGCUUUCUAUCUGAGAUUCCAAUUGUGCGACUUAUAGUGGUAGUGGGAGGUGUAGAUGAACACUUACCAUCUCUACCUUCAACAUCUGGAGUCAAGCUUAUAUCAUAUCUAAAACUGUUUGAUGAGGGCUGCAGGAACAGGCAGCCUUUUGUGCCUCCUAAACCUGAGGAUAUUGCAACAAUAUGUUACACCAGUGGUACUACUGGGACACCAAAGGGAGUUGUCCUGACACAUGGAAACUUGAUUGCAAAUGUCGCUGGUUUCAGUCUAGCUAUUCAAUUCAAUCCCUCAGAUAUUUAUAUAUCCUAUCUUCCUUUGGCACACAUCUAUGAACGAACCAACCAAAUCGCAGCAAUUCAGUAUGGUGUUGCUGUUGGUUUCUAUCAGGGGGACAACCUAAAAUUAAUGGAUGAUCUGGCUGCUCUAAGACCAACUAUAUUUUCCAGUGUUCCACGGUUGUAUAAUCGCAUAUAUGAUGGAAUUACAAAUGCUGUGAAGAAUUCUGGGGUUUUAAAGGAGAGGCUCUUUAGAGCUGCCUACAACUCGAAGAAGCAAGCUAUAAUGAGUGGUCGGAACCCAUCACCAAUGUGGGACAAACUAGUAUUUAAUAAAAUAAAGGAAAAACUAGGGGGGCGUGUCCGUAUUAUGGCAUCAGGAGCUUCCCCUUUGUCAGCCGAUAUAAUGGACUUUUUAAGGGUGUGCUUUGGCUGUCAAAUAAUUGAGGGAUAUGGAAUGACUGAGACUUCUUGUGUAAUAAGUGCUAUGGAUCUGGGGGACAAUUUAUCUGGUCAUGUUGGAUCUCCCAAUCCUGCCUGUGAAAUAAAACUAGUGGAUGUUCCUGAAAUGAACUACACAUCUGAGGAUCAGCCAUAUCCACGUGGAGAAAUCUGUGUCAGGGGUCCCAUCAUAUUCCAAGGUUACUACAAAGAGGAUGCCCAAACGAAGGAAGUGUUAGAUGAUGAGGGUUGGUUGCACACUGGAGAUAUUGGCUUGUGGUUACCUGGAGGACGCCUCAAGAUUAUUGAUAGGAAAAAGAACAUUUUCAAAUUGGCCCAAGGCGAGUAUAUAGCACCAGAAAAGAUUGAGAAUGUAUAUGCCAAAUGCAGAUUUGUUUCCCAGUGUUUUGUAUAUGGUGACAGCUUUAACUCCUUUUUAGUAGCUGUAGUUGUUGUGGAGCCAGAUGUGUUGAGAGAUUGGGCUGCAUAUGAGGGGAUUAAGUAUGAUGAUUUAGGACAGUUGUGCAAUGAUCCAAGAGCAAGAGCUGCAGUGCUUGCUGAGAUGGAUGAGGUUGGAAAGGAAGCCCAGUUGAGAGGUUUCGAAUUUGCAAAAGCUGUAACACUUGUGCUUGAACCAUUUUCUAUGGAGAAUGGCCUCCUUACUCCAACUUUCAAGAUCAAGAGGCCUCAAGCAAAGGAAUACUUUGCCAAAGCCAUAUCAAAUAUGUAUGCUCAGCUUCCUACUUCAGAUCCAAUACCACAGAAACUGUGAUGAGUUGCAGCUACAUUUGCAUCAUCCAGAGCAUUUUGCAUCUCAUUUUUUUAUUGUGGAAGUUUUCCUUGUAGAAUAAUCAUUGAUGAAUACAGAAUACAGAAUAAUACCAUUUAAAUUUUACAUACAUUUUGACUUCA
Messenger RNA from Jatropha curcas, 2550 nucleotides. It is a transcript of the gene LACS7, whose product is annotated as long-chain acyl-CoA synthetase 7. Gene Ontology annotation, cellular component: membrane; endoplasmic reticulum. NCBI's taxonomy places the organism in Eukaryota, Viridiplantae, Streptophyta, Magnoliopsida, Malpighiales, Euphorbiaceae. Gene Ontology annotation, biological process: fatty acid metabolic process. Gene Ontology annotation, molecular function: long-chain fatty acid-CoA ligase activity. The record is from RefSeq and is a predicted model, not a curated record.